Dermacentor andersoni is the source of this 837-nucleotide messenger RNA. RefSeq names its product (3R)-3-hydroxyacyl-CoA dehydrogenase-like. The record is from RefSeq and is a predicted model, not a curated record. NCBI's taxonomy places the organism in Eukaryota, Metazoa, Arthropoda, Arachnida, Ixodida, Ixodidae. Gene Ontology annotation, biological process: fatty acid biosynthetic process. Gene Ontology annotation, molecular function: quinone binding; oxidoreductase activity, acting on the CH-OH group of donors, NAD or NADP as acceptor.
AUGGCUUCAGCGAGCGCUUGUUUCUACGGACGUGUGGCCUUGGUAACUGGAGGUGCAAGCGGCAUUGGCCAAGCAGUCUGCAACACCCUGGCCGCCGGCGGGGCCAUCGUGGUCGUUGCUGACAAGCAGCUCGAGGCAGCACGAAAGGUUGCCCUGUCUCUGCCAGUUGGGUCGGCUAUGAUAUUUGCACUUGUACGCAAGCUAUGCGGCAUCCCCUCGUUGGGCUUCGUGGUGGGCGGUGACGCCAAGCACCAGGCCAUGUUUGUCGACGUGGGCGAAUCGGUGUCCGUGGAGCAGCUCUUCGACAACAUCAGGAGUGCGUUCUCCGAGCCGCUGAGCAUAGUCGCCCACUGUGCCGGUAUACUGCGCACGGCACCACUCUGCGAGUGCACGGAUGAGCUCUUUGAUGACGUCAUCAGGGGUACAUUCCUGGUGAAUCGCGCAGCUGGCCGUGAUAUGCGCCGAGCUGGGACGCCACUUGCGCAAGGGGGAGCAGCCAUCGUGAACAUAUCCAGCGUUGCGGCGAAGUCCUGCCCUGCGUCAUCAGCCGCGUACGCCGCCGCGAAGGCCGGCGUCGUUGCACUGACCAAGUCUGCGGCGUCGGAACUUGCGGAGCACGGAAUCCGCUGCAACGCAGUGCUGCCUGGAUGGGUGGAGACUACUCUCAUGGCUCACGCUGACGCAGCCCGCAAGGCUAAAGCCCUAUCGAGCACACCGCUCGGGAGGACCGCCCAGCCAUGCGAGAUAGCCGAAGCCAUCAAGUUCCUCUGCUCGCCGGCUGUGAGCUCCUUCAUCACGGGAGCUACUCUUGAGGUCACCGGAGGAUUCUACACGUGA